Scedosporium apiospermum is the source of this 810-nucleotide messenger RNA. Its product is annotated as 2og-fe oxygenase family protein. Gene Ontology annotation, cellular component: endoplasmic reticulum. The record is from RefSeq and is a predicted model, not a curated record. Gene Ontology annotation, molecular function: iron ion binding; procollagen-proline 4-dioxygenase activity; L-ascorbic acid binding. The coding region runs from base 1 to 810 and encodes 269 amino acids. NCBI's taxonomy places the organism in Eukaryota, Fungi, Ascomycota, Sordariomycetes, Microascales, Microascaceae. The transcript has 2 exons. Gene Ontology annotation, biological process: peptidyl-proline hydroxylation to 4-hydroxy-L-proline.
AUGGCGCGCUUACGACUAAGAGACCUCAUUGCCGCAGCUGUCUUCCUCGCCACUAGUGUCUUGUCCGAAGAGCAGAAGCCGCUUUCAGGAAGCGAGACUGAAGCUCCCUACAAGUGCACUCAUCCGCCUUACAAAGUGCAUCUCUUCUCGCAAUCGCCCCUCGUCCUUUACCUCACCAACUUUGUAACCGCCAAAGAGCGCGCCCAUCUCCUCGACUUGGCAAAAGACCACUUCAAACACUCAGCCAUCAUCUCCUCCAACGGCUCCUCCAUCGACAACAACAUCCGCACCUCCUCAUCCACCACCGUCCCCCUCGACGACCCCGUCGUCCGCUGUAUCGAAUCCCGCGCCACCUCCUUCCAAGGCUUCGACACGCCCGCCAACCACGUCGAGCCCAUCCAGCUCGUGCGCUAUGCCUCGGGCGAACACUACCACUUCCAUACCGACUGGUUCAUCGACCCGGCGCACAGCACGGCGCGCCACGGCGGCCAGCGCGUGAGCUCGUUCUUCGGGUACGUGGGUGUCGGCGAGGGCACGACGGGCGGCGGGACUAAUUUCCCCAUUUUGAACGCGCCGGCCGAUGAGAGGUGGUGUAGGUUUAUUGACUGCGACGAGGAGUAUGAGCGUGGGGUUACGUUUAAGCCUAUUGAGGGGAAUGUGGUGUAUUGGCAGAACGUUGGUGAGGAUGGGAAGGGGGAUGAGAGGACUUUGCAUGCCGGGUUGCCGGUGACAUCUGGGUGGAAGGUGGGCAUGAAUAUCUGGACGAGGGAGGGACCGUUGGGAGAAGAUGUUCGCGGUGAGUGGGCAUGA